Zophobas morio is the source of this 861-nucleotide messenger RNA. RefSeq names its product circadian clock-controlled protein daywake-like. Bases 46 to 774 code for a protein of 242 amino acids. The record is from RefSeq and is a predicted model, not a curated record. The transcript has 4 exons. NCBI's taxonomy places the organism in Eukaryota, Metazoa, Arthropoda, Insecta, Coleoptera, Tenebrionidae.
GGACGAUAUCAGUAGUUUUCUUCAAACUGUUAACUAAGUUCUACAAUGAAACACUUUAUUCUCUUGGUUCUUUCAAUUACACUGACAACGUGUUCGAUACCGCCAGAUUUCAGAAAAUGCCUCCGCAAAGACCCGAAUUUCAAGAAAUGCUAUUUCGAAGCGGCGCAGUCUGGCGUCAGACUACUCACCAAACCUUACAAGUCUCUAGAUUUACCUAACAUUGAACCCCUUUACGUCCCUUCUUUAAGUAUACGUGAUAAAGGGGGUGCCGUAGCCGUGGACCAGAAUUUCAAAAACUGCACCCUCCACGGUCUAACUACGAUAAAAUUUACCCACUUUGAGUUAGAUUUGGAAAAAAAGACGUUAGUUGCGGGUGGUAAAAUCCCCAAAUUGGUGUUCAAAUGUGAUUACCAAGUGGACGGUAAACUGCUUCUUUUGCCGAUAAAAGGAGAAGGCAAUGGUACGGUUACGUUCUCAAAUUUUUAUUCAAACUAUAGUUCGGUUUAUGACGAAGUUGUGAGAAAUAAUAAGACUUAUUAUACGACAGCUAGCACGAAAAUGCACUCGGAUGUAGAACAUGCGCACUUUCAGAUAGAUAAUCUUUUUGACGGGAAUAAAGAAUUGGGUGACAAUCUUAAUAUGGUGAUUAACGACAACUGGAGAGAAGUUGCGGACGAUCUGAAGCCUGAGUACAACGAAGUCGUGAGACAAAUAUUGACGGGGAUGAUGGAGAAGGUUUGGGGGAAGAUCUCUUUGGAAGAAUUUUUCGAUUAAGUUUUUUCGUUUUAAUGUGAAGCGUUUGUAAGUGAGAUAAUGUGUUCUGGAAGACAAAAUAUGUAAAUAUAAUAGAUACGGUAUUAA